Messenger RNA from Trypanosoma brucei brucei TREU927, 1254 nucleotides. RefSeq lists its product as hypothetical. Gene Ontology annotation, cellular component: endoplasmic reticulum. The transcript has a single exon. Lineage: Eukaryota; Euglenozoa; Kinetoplastea; Trypanosomatida; Trypanosomatidae. Bases 1 to 1254 code for a protein of 417 amino acids. The record is from RefSeq and is a predicted model, not a curated record. Gene Ontology annotation, molecular function: misfolded protein binding; protein-folding chaperone binding.
AUGUUUAAGUGCCGCGUGGCUGUUCUCCUCUCUUCGGCAUCAUCUUCCGCUACAGGCUCCUGCCAGAGUAAUCCUUACAAGGUUUUGGGAGUUGAACCAAACACUCCCUUCGAUGAGGUGAAGAGUCGCUUCCAUGAACUUGCGCAGUUGUACCACCCCGACAUGCCAAACGGUGAUGCGGGAAAAUUCCGUGAGAUUAACGCCGCAUACCGGCAACUGCGCGCAACCCACCGUGAGUGGCGGUCGAACAACAUGAACACCCAAACUCACCACCAAUCGGAGUUUUGGGGUAGCCAAGGCAACACUGCUGAUGCCGACAAGGAGGACCAUUAUACCAAGCAAUGGAAAAAGGGCCCCCAUCACUCUACCACAAAUGCACGAAUGCGCGGUACUCAACAGCGAGCAUUCAUGCACGAGAUUCUGUGGUUGUAUGAGGGUUACGAGAUGGCCCUUAUAUUGGGAACUGCAGUGGUUGUACUUAUCAUCGCUUUUGAGCGGUAUCUGCUCGUUCGUCGUGUUACCCAAGAGAAGCGGUCGAGGCGGAUAGCCAUGGAAGAGGGACUCCCUCCGAGCAUGCCCUUGGAGGUUGACGAGAAUAUGAUGCGAAUGUAUAAUGUGCCCGUUCCAUCCGAGGCAAUUGAAAUGGACGAAGCCAUUGCCAAGGAAAUGACUUACCACCGUCGCGCAACUCAGCGACGCUUUGAAGAUUUCCGAGAGUUCUUGUUUGUGUAUGACCCAGAUGGUGUGACCUCGCGCAAAGUCACAACAGUGCGUGUUGCCGCGCCGUACGUCGACGAACCUCUUAUACCCACUCGAUGCCCUGUUGUGAGGGAGUUUAACUCUGAACAAAAAGGUACAAAAUAUGAGAACAUUUUAAAAGAGGUGGUAGAAACUUCCAGCACAACACCGUGGCUAUCGCCGGACGCUCAGUUUGCUGCCCCACUUGUUGUCCAAGGUCUCGCUGUCAUACCAAUGAAUUCUCCCAACACAGCCAAGUGGACCUUCAUUGAGUACAAGAACGCAGAUAAUCCCACGGAUCCACCGAUGUGUCUCGUGGCACUAAGAAACAGACGAUUCGAGAAACUUGGCAUGUGCCAGAGGGUAACAAUAUCAGGGAGUGGGCAACUAAGUGCCAAGUUGCUUCAAAAGCGGGAAGAGGACUUGAAGAAUGGUUUGCGAGGGGAUGCUCUCGUAAAAGGAUCUCCGCUACCGCUAAAGGAUACCACAACCGCGCUUGAACACAUGAAGUUAUGA